AAAAAAGACUUGGCUUAAAGGUCUCGUUACCAGGCCAUAAAAUUAUUAAAAAAAAUAGAGAAACUCUCAUGAGUCAUGAGUGUCAACUCUCAACUGUCAACUACUGUUCGGUUUAAAUUGAGUAGAAAUUUCUAACAACUAUAUAACAAUUAUUGUUUAGUGAAUUUUGGAAUCCUUAUCACUAAUCAUUAGCUGUUUUUUAUCAAUGAGUUUCUAAGAUUUUCAUCACUUACAAAUUUUUCAUUAUAGAGUUGGGUCUAACUUUACCCUAUUAUUAAUAUUAAUUAAAUAUUCCUUCUCACAGAGUGAGCUAAAUAAUAUUCUGAAUCAUAUUAUUAUUGUAAAAAUGGCUUCUGGUGAAAUAGAAAAUUUAGACUAUCAACAGAAACGAUGGCACAAUAUUAGAAAACUGUUAGAGAGGUCAGGUCCAUUUUGUCACCCAGAUUUUGAGCCUUCAGCAGAGAUAUUAGACUUCAUUAUGAACUCAUGUAAAGUGCUUAUAGUCGGUGCUGGUGGUCUAGGGUGUGAAUUACUGAAGGAUUUGGCUUUAAUGGGGUUCAAGAAACUUCAUGUUGUUGAUAUGGAUACCAUAGAAUUAUCAAAUUUAAAUCGGCAGUUUUUGUUUCGUAAAAAUGAUAUUGGAUUAUCUAAGGCUAAGUGUGCAGUGGAAUUUGUGAACAAAAGAAUUCCGGGCUGUGAAGCUGUGGCUCAUCAUUGUCCCAUUCAAGAUUUGGAUGAUGGUUUUUAUCGCCAGUUUCAUAUUGUAGUCUGUGGUCUUGAUUCAAUUGUUGCUCGUCGUUGGUUAAAUGGAAUGCUAAUGUCGUUGCUGCAGUAUAAUGAUGACAGAAGUUUAGAUCAAAGUAGUGUUAUACCACUUGUUGAUGGAGGGACAGAAGGUUUUAAAGGCAAUGCUAGGGUAAUUCUACCUGGUAUGAGUGCAUGUAUAGAGUGCACCCUAGACCUUUACCCACCACAGAAAACAUUUCCUUUAUGUACUAUUGCUAAUACUCCUAGAUUACCUGAACAUUGUGUUGAAUAUGUAAAGGUUCUACAAUGGUGUAAGGAAAAUCCAUGGGGCCCAAAUACAGGGUUAGAUGGUGAUGAUCCGCAACAUGUAGCAUGGGUGCAUGAAAAGGCUCAAGAGAGAGCUAUGAAGUAUGGCAUUGCCAAUGUAACAUACCGACUAACUCAAGGAGUACUGAAGAAUAUCAUUCCAGCUGUUGCUAGUACAAAUGCAGCAAUUGCUGCAGCUUGUGCUACAGAGGUGUUUAAGUUAGCUUCAUCAUGCUGUGCCAAUAUGAAUAACUACAUGGUUCUAAAUAUGUCUGAUGGAGUAUACAGUUAUACAUUUAGUGCAGAAAGAAAGUUGGACUGUGUUGCCUGUAGUAACACAACAAGAGUCUUGGAGAUAGAACGAGAUGCUACAUUACAAGUCAUUUAUGAUAAAUUAUGUGAAGAUAAUGGAUAUUUAAUGAAAAGUCCAGGUAUUACAACAGUGAUAAAUGGACGUAAUAAAACACUAUACAUGGCAUCUAUAAAGAGUAUUGAAGAAAAAACUAAAGACAAUUUAAAGAAAAGGAUCACAGAAUUGGGUCUUUAUAAUGGUGCAGACCUGUUGGUGGCUGAUGUGACAACUCCUAACACAAUAACAAUAAAGCUAAAGUUUUCUGAUAGUUUAGAUGUUGACAUGGCCCGAUAAUUAUAAAUAUCUAUGGUUACUUCAGUGAUAUUAUUAAAUAUCUUAAUAAACACAUUGCUACGUUUUUUGUAAACUUUCCUAAAAUAUAUAAAUAAUACCUUGUUUUAAAAAUAUUAAUGAAAAUAUUAUACACAUAGUAGUAAUACUAAACUAGUACAGUCACAGACCAAGUAGGGAGUUUAUUACAAUUUAUAUGGCAACUUGCAUUAUAAAUUUGACAUUUUAAAAGAAUGACGUAUAGGUACAAGAGCUCUGACGUGGUUUAUGCUGUAAGCUGCUUCAUGUCAAAUAUCUUUCGAAAACUAAUUUUUUAUUAUUUAUAAAACAACCAAUAUCUUAAAUAAGUAAUCCAUAUUAACGCUCAUCAAUCAUACAUAAACAUGUUGGACAGUCUAUUUGACGAUGUGAAACGCAUGAAUAAACGCCAG
This is a messenger RNA of Pieris rapae (cabbage white), 2127 nucleotides long. It is a transcript of the gene Uba3, whose product is annotated as NEDD8-activating enzyme E1 catalytic subunit. The record is from RefSeq and is a predicted model, not a curated record. Bases 347 to 1699 code for a protein of 450 amino acids. Gene Ontology annotation, biological process: protein neddylation. NCBI's taxonomy places the organism in Eukaryota, Metazoa, Arthropoda, Insecta, Lepidoptera, Pieridae. The transcript has 6 exons. Gene Ontology annotation, molecular function: NEDD8 activating enzyme activity. Gene Ontology annotation, cellular component: nucleus; cytoplasm.